Messenger RNA from Effrenium voratum, 777 nucleotides. The record is from the annotation of a GenBank genome assembly. Lineage: Eukaryota; Dinophyceae; Suessiales; Symbiodiniaceae.
AUGGCGCAUGUCUGCGGCCGCUUCCACUGCGCCUUCACCGCCCCCGGCCUCGACGCGGCGCCGCCGCGGCUUCUUCGCGGCGCCGGCGGCUGGGAGGGCUGCGCGCUGCGGCGGCUGGUGGCGGAGUUCUCGCUGGGGGGCCUGGCGCACUUCGUGCGGUGCUGCCACAACGGGGUGGAGGCAGAGGUCCUGCGUGCCACGAACCACUCGAAGCACCUGGCGCUGGAGGUGCUGAACUUCUUCCCGCAGCCGGUGUGGGUGGCGAUCAGCGCAGAGCCGCUGACGCAAAGCUCAACGGCCACGCUGCGGGUGCAAACCUUUGCCCACAGCACCAGCUGCCUCGAAGCGCCAGCUGCAUCGCGGGCAGGGUCAGUGGUGCUUUGCUCCCUGACCUCUGAUCAUAUUGCGGACCUCCUGUAUUGCCCCGCCUUCAGCCGGACCGAGAUCGGGGAGCACGUCUUGCGGCUGCAUCAACCUGGGGACUUUCUUCACUUCCUUUUUGCUUCGUCCCUCUCAGUGGGUACUUCUGCUGUGGAAGGUCUCGCGGACUUGCAGUGCCGCAGCGAGGUGGGCAACGAGGUUCUGAUUCCAACCACCCGAAGCAGCCACUACCCCAUGGGCUCUUGGCAGCGGGAGCAACGGGGGCUGCCUGAGUCAGGUGAUGACAUCUAUUUGGAUGACGGCCCAGGCGGACUGGCCUUGCGCAACGUGGAAUCGCCUCAGGCGAUGGUCUUCGAGUUUCAGGAGGUGCUCUUCCACGGGAAGAUUGCUUUGUGA